This is a messenger RNA of Daldinia caldariorum, 1224 nucleotides long. RefSeq names its product N-terminal nucleophile aminohydrolase. Bases 177 to 971 code for a protein of 264 amino acids. NCBI's taxonomy places the organism in Eukaryota, Fungi, Ascomycota, Sordariomycetes, Xylariales, Hypoxylaceae. The transcript has 3 exons. Gene Ontology annotation, biological process: ubiquitin-dependent protein catabolic process. Gene Ontology annotation, cellular component: proteasome core complex; proteasome core complex, alpha-subunit complex; nucleus. The record is from RefSeq and is a predicted model, not a curated record.
CUGAGUUGAACUGAGAACGACCAAGUCUGUAAUUCAGGUAGCUCUAGCCUCUAGCCUUGCAUUUCCAACUGCGAAUACCUAUCCAACCUAAUUACACCACCAUUUAUUUUCAUACAAAUAAUAAACAAUAAGGAGAAAAAAACAAAAAAAAGAUCUGAACUACACAUACCGACAUAAUGUUCAGAAACAACUACGAUAACGAUUCCGUCACAUUCUCCCCCCAAGGGAGAAUAUUCCAGGUUGAAUAUGCCGCCGAGGCCGUAAAGCAAGGUUCGGUAGUGGUGGGUUUGGUCAGCAAGACGCACGCAGUUCUAGUCGCCAUCAAGCGAAAUGCAGAAGAGCUCUCCUCGUACCAGAAGAAACUAUUCGCCGUAGAUGAGCAUGUUGGCCUCGCCAUCGCCGGCUUGACCUCCGACGCCCGCGUCCUCUCCAACUUCAUGAAGCAGCAGUGCCUGUCGCAGCGGCUGACCUACGACCGCGCGAUGCCCCUCGGGACCCUCGUCUCGCUCAUCGGCGACAAGGCGCAGUUCAACACCCAGCACUACGGCAGGCGGCCGUACGGCGUGGGCCUGCUGGUCGCGGGCGUCGACGAGGCCGGCCCGCACCUGUUCGAGUUCCAGCCCAGCGGCAUGACCCAGGAGAUGCUGGCGUGCGCCAUCGGCGCCCGCUCCCAGAUGGCGCGCACCUACCUCGAGAAGAACCUCGACAAGUUCGCCGACUGCGGCCGCGAAGAGCUCAUCAUGCACGGCCUGCGUGCCCUCAAGGAGACGCUAGUCCAGGAGCGCCAUCUGACCGUUGAGAACACGAGCGUGGGCGUGGUGGGGCUCAAGGAGCCCGGCAAGAAGGGCCUCGAGUUCUUCAAGGUGCACGACGGCGCCGAGGUCAAGGACUGGAUCAGCGACCUCGCCACCGACAUCGAGACAGCCGAGGAACCGGCUGAGGCGGGAGAGAGUAUGCAGGUAGAUCCGUAGAUGAUGUGAAGGAAAAAAGGGAAAGGGGAACAAAUAUCAUGCUACGGUACGGUAAAGUAAAGAGAAAAGAGAGAAAAAAAGAACAACUACUACUACUACUUCACAAAUAAUUGCAUUUCGCUCGGGUAUAUGGACACUCGGGAGGUGCUAUUGUUGCAGCAUCAUAUGAAUGUAUAUCAAUAGACGACAACAAAUCACGAAGCAAGCAAGCCAAGGAAGAAAAGAAAGAAAAGCUUUUGGCACCUUUUUUUAA